Oldenlandia corymbosa var. corymbosa is the source of this 3349-nucleotide messenger RNA. NCBI's taxonomy places the organism in Eukaryota, Viridiplantae, Streptophyta, Magnoliopsida, Gentianales, Rubiaceae. The record is from the annotation of a GenBank genome assembly.
AAACAAAGAAACCCUAACAAAUUUCCUUCCUCUCUCUUCGGUCUCAUGCUACUGAAGCUCAACUGCCACAAACUUGAUAGCAGGAGAACUCGAACAAAUUACUCGUUCGAAAACACGCACACACACACUUAUUCACCCACCAGAACAACCGAAAACCUCAUGCCUUCAUUAGUCGUUUCUGAAAAACCCUCAUCAGAGACUCUGAAAGACAAGAAAAAGAAGAGCGUGAGUGGCGGCGACGUGGAAGUUGGAAAAGCCCUUGAAUUUGAUCACUCGAUGGAGAAAAAGGCAAAGAAAGAGAAGAAGUCAAAGAAGAGCAAGAUAAAUUCGGAGUCUGAUACCGAAGAUUUGAGAACUAAUCAUCCGAGUAAUUCGGAGGAGAAAAAGAAGGGCAAGAAGAAGCGAAAGGCGGCUGAGAUUGAUAAUGAUUUCGAGGAGGAGAAGAGUGACACCAGCUCUGAGUUAGGGGAGCCCAUGAAUUUGAUGAAGACGAAAAAGAAAGCCAAGUUAGCUGAAUCAAAUGAGGACGAUGGGGAGAAGGUUCAAAAUGAGGAUCAUCCUAAUGCGCUGUCAAAGUUUAGGAUUUCCGACAAGUUGAAGGAGGCGCUCAAGAGCAAGAGCAUUCAUUAUUUGUUUCCUAUCCAGGCUAUGACUUUUAAUACGAUUUUGGAUGGGUCCGAUUUGGUUGGUCGUGCCCGGACGGGUCAGGGUAAAACUUUGGCCUUUGUGUUACCAAUUUUAGAGUCCUUGACCAGUGGGCCAACAAAACAUUUAAGGAAAAGUGGAUAUGGGAGAGCACCCAGUGUUCUUGUGCUUUUGCCUACAAGGGAAUUGGCCUGUCAGGUGUUCGCUGACUUUGAAUUCUACGGUGGGGCAGUGGGUCUGACAUCAUGCUGCAUAUAUGGACAAUCCCCCUACAGGCAGCAAGAGUAUGCCCUCAAAAAAGGAGUUGACAUAGUAAUUGGUACCACUGGUCGUGUUAAGGACCAUAUUGAGAGGGGGAACAUUGACUUGAGGUCAUUGCAGUUCCGUGUUCUUGACGAAGCUGAUGAAAUGCUUAAAAUGGGUUUUGUUGAUGAUGUUGAAUUUAUUCUUGGCAAGGUUGAUAAUGCGAGUAAAGUUCAAACACUUCUUUUUAGUGCUACAUUGCCUGACUGGGUGAAGCAGAUUGCUUCUAAGUUUCUGAAACCAGAUAAAAAAACUGCCGACCUUAUUGGCAAUGAGAAAAUGAAGGCAAGUGCAAGUGUAAGACAUAUUGUUCUUCCCUGCUCUGCAUCUGCUAGAGCUCAGCUUAUCCCUGAUAUUAUUCGCUGUUAUAGCAGUGGAGGUCAAACUAUUAUAUUUACUGAGACGAAGGAUUCAGCUUCAGAACUUGCUGGAAUAUUGCCUGGAUCACGUGCUUUGCAUGGUGACAUACAACAGUCCCAGCGUGAGGUUACCCUUGCUGGCUUCAGGUCUGGAAAAUUUAAGACAUUAGUGGCAACAAAUGUUGCUGCCAGAGGACUUGACAUUGACAAUGUCCAGUUGAUUAUUCAGUGUGAACCCCCAAAGGAUGUUGAAGCAUAUAUCCAUCGAUCUGGAAGGACUGGCAGAGCAGGAAACACGGGUGUCGCUGUAAUGCUUUAUGAUCCCAGGAAGUCAAAUUUUUCUAGAAUAGAAAGAGAAUGUGGUGUGAAGUUCGAACAUGUCUCUGCUCCUCAGCCAGCUGAUAUUGCUGAAGCAGCUGGGACAGAGGCUGCUGAAAAAAUUUCAGAAAUUUCUGACAGGUUUGCCGGCUUUUGCCUAGAGUUUGUUUAAGGUACUGUAAUUUCUUGCAUAUAUAUUCAUAACUAGUGACAAUUUGCAGUGUGAUUCCGGCUUUCAAGGCCGCUGCCGAAGCUUUGCUCAGCAGCUCUAGUUUAUCGCCGGUGGAACUCCUGGCUAAGGCACUUGCAAAGACUGCUGGUUAUAGUGAGAUAAAGAGUCGUUCACUUCUGACUUCCAUGGAAAACUGUGUUACACUGCUGCUGGAGUGUGGAAGACCUGUCUACACACCCUCGUAAGCACUUGGAACCCUAUAGCUGUUCAUUGUUUCUCUUGUUCCUUGUGAGCCCGUAAGUGAGAAUUAGCAGCAUGUGCACUGCUUUAAAACUUUAACCUGUUGGAAAAUGUAACAUUUUGUUGUUUCUGUCUUCUCCGACUUGUUCAAAUAUCUAGUCCUUAUAUUCAAUCAUCCAAGGAGAAGAGUCUCCUGCAGCUAUGGCAAAAACAUUUUUGGUUUUAACAGUUUUAAGCAUUAAUAUUUCAUGCAUCUUUAUUGUCUUGGUCAUGCUAAAGGCUAAAGCACCGGAGCAACCAUUUGUGGUUUUAACCGUAGAUUAUAAUUUUCCUGAUUCUGUUUGGUAUUAUAUGCAACAGCUUUGUGUUUAGUGUCCUUCGGAGGUUCUUACCUGAAGAGAAAGUUAAUUCGAUAAUGGGCCUUGCUUUGACCGCUGAUGGAAAAGGGGCAGUGUUUGAUGUGGCAGCCGAGGAUCUGGACUUGUUCCUCAAGGGUAUAUUUUAUUUUUCACCUUCUGAAUAAUUGUCACCUUCAGUGGAUUCUUUAGUUCUAGUACCAUUUAUGGUGAUUGUUCAUGGAAGUCGCCUUGGCACCGUCCUUGAGAUUUUGGUUUUAAUUUGCUUCAUGUGUGGUUGCAGGUCAGGAUAGUGCAACUGGUGUGAGCCUGGACGUUGUUAAAACUCUGCCACAAUUACAAGAGAGAGAACAGCGAAGAUUUGGUGGAGGUGGACGUGGUGGCUUUUCUGAUAGAAGAUUUGGAGGUGACCGUCGUGGUGGCGGCGGCUUUUCUGAUAGGAGAAAUGAUAGGUUCUCGAGAGGAGGUCGAGGUGGUGGAAGAAGUUUUGGAAGCAAUAACAGGAAGUGGUGAACAAAGUGGUUAUGACAAGACACAUUCUUUGGUGUUGAUCAUUAAUUAGCUUCUGUAUCGGUCUUAUUUAAAGGAUUUGAAUUGGCAGUCUUCAUUUUUGAUCUUUGAGCUUCUGUGUGGUAUUCUUCCCAGUAUAUAUCUUUAUGAUAAUAGAAUCCAUGGGGGUUUUGCUGGGUUUCCCAUGGUCAUACAUUCUGCAGGAACUACGAGUUGUAUUUGUUUAACUUAUGCUUCAAGACUGAGUUAUAUUUAAUUUUACCUUGGGACAAACCAUUCACGUUUUUAGUAAGUGAAAAGAUACCGUGAUUGAUUUGGACGGAAGGAGUAACUAACAUACAUCAUGGCAAUGUGAACGGUGACCUAAUUACAAUCGUGUACACUUCCAUUAUGGUUAAAGAAUCCUACAUUUCAGAAGGGGGAAAAGAUGCAAGAAUAUACAGAAG